AUGGCAGAGCUUGAAAACGACGACGUUGAAGAAGGCUACUUCUAUGAGCUUUCCCAUGCCAAGCUUCCUCCCGAAUCGCCGGAGCACCUCUACUCAGUCCGGGUUGUAAUGGUAUUUAAGAAGGAUGAGCUCAAGGUUUCCUUGCGGUUCCCGAGUGUUUAUUCUCUGAGUGCUUACUUCGGCAAUGACAGCUAUCGCAACGGGGACAAGAGAAUGGUGCCUGUCCUAGAUGAACGGCACGACAUGGAUUUGGAGAUUGCUGUCGCUGUACUUCGCCGGAGAGUAUCGCUAGAAGAGUUUGAGGUGCGCCGGAAGUUUUCGAGUUUUUGGGCACCAGGAGCUAUCCGUGGAGAGGGGAGCUCUAGACAAGUUGAUGGUGAUGGUGGUGAUCAUGGCAGCGGCGAAGUUGGUGGUAGUAAGGUGGUUUCUUCAAAGAGCUCCUGCGUGUCUUUGCUCAAGUGUACGGGUCUAGUUCAGUGGGGGAGUCGCCGACAAGUACGGUACCUUGGAAGGAGUAAACCAGUAGAGAAAGAUACACUAACCGAGCAAGCUCAUGUUGAAGAAGACAAGAACAACGAGGUGGAAGAAGAAGAAGACUACAAAGAUAUGAAGGCAACUCGGUCUAUAACUAAAAGGAAGUUCAAUGGUAGUGAGCACAAGGAAAUUGUUAAAAGAGCCAAAUGUCAUAACAGUGGGAGAAAGACAAAAUUGAUGAAAAACUCCAUUGACAGAUGGUCUGAAGCUAGGUACAAGUUGGCCGAGCAGAAUAUGUUAAAAAUAAUGAAGGCCAAAGGUGCUGUGAUUGGGAACCCAAUUCUGAGGCCUGCGUUGAGAGCUGAGGCACGGAAGCUGAUUGGAGAUACGGGUUUGCUAGACCAUUUACUAAAGCACAUGGCCGGAAAAUUGGCCCCCGGAGGAAAUGAUCGAUUCCGACGACGUCAUAACUCCGAUGGGGCAAUGGAGUACUGGCUUGAGAGUGCUGAUUUAGCAGAUAUUAGGAGAAAAGCUGGAGUGAGUGAUUCUUAUUGGACACCUCCUCCUGGAUGGAAGCUCGGGGAUAAUCCCACCCAAGAUCCUAUAUGUGCAAGGGAGCUCAAGGCAUUGAAGGAAGAAAAUGUCAACAUGAAAAUGAAAAUGGAAUUGAUUUAUAGGGAUAUGCAAGAAUCAAUGUUCAGGGAGAUCAGAGAGAUGUGGAAAGUAAUAGACGGGAUGAAAAAGGGAACUGAGCUUGGAUUCAAGAGAUCAGAAGAGAAUGUACAAUUGGUUGAUCACGUAGGUUAUUUUCUUCUACUAAAGGAAACAUUUGUUGAGUUGGUGAACAAAAAGACAAAUAUUGAGAAGGAGCUCAUGGAAAUUUAUGAUAAAUUGAGCAAAAUAGAGGUACAAAAGGUUAAUGUAUUUUCUCUCUUAUCUACUUGCUUGGUAGUUAAUGCAUCAUUUGUAAAUGUUCAGGAACAACUAAUGAAGACAAAAAAUGGAGUACGUGUGUUGUCAGACUCUGAAAAAUGGGAGACCACUAUAGAGAAAGGAGAAAAAAGCAAGUCAGAAACCAAAUCGAGAGAUCAUGGAAGGGACAAGGCACCAGCAGCCAUGACAGUAGAGAACAAGGCAGCAAAGACACAGAGACUAAAGAGUGGUUUCAGGAUUUGCAAGCCACAAGGUACCUUCCUUUGGCCAAACCCGACUACUUUUAAUCAGACUGCAGCUCCUCUUGUGGUCCAAACUCCACCCUCAGCUUCAUCAUCCACACUCUCCCCAGUACCCCACUUCUUCUUUGUACCUCAAUCUCCAUCUGGGCCCCAAUCGCCUCCCCCUGUGAAGCCUGUGCCUGUCAGAUAUGCUCCUUUAAGCUCCAUAUCCGAAGGCCGUCCUCUUAAUACUCCUGAUCUCAAGACUCCUAGUUCCUCUGUCAUCAACCUAAACGAGGUACCUAUGGAAGAGAACAAUAGUAAUGCAUUUUGAAGAUUUAUACUUAUAGAUUACUCAAAA
Molecule: messenger RNA, 1989 nt
Organism: Humulus lupulus (European hop)
Lineage: Eukaryota; Viridiplantae; Streptophyta; Magnoliopsida; Rosales; Cannabaceae
Product: protein DYAD
Exons: 7
Coding region: 1-1962 (653 amino acids)
Biological process (GO): meiotic sister chromatid cohesion; meiotic cell cycle; reciprocal meiotic recombination
Source: RefSeq, a predicted model, not a curated record